Molecule: messenger RNA, 4996 nt
Organism: Pogoniulus pusillus (Red-fronted tinkerbird)
Lineage: Eukaryota; Metazoa; Chordata; Aves; Piciformes; Lybiidae
Gene: EVI5L
Product: ecotropic viral integration site 5 like
Exons: 20
Coding region: 284-2629 (781 amino acids)
Source: RefSeq, a predicted model, not a curated record
GCAAAAGCGCGGAAGCGACGCCGUUGAUUGGCUGCGGCGACGGAGAGCGCCUGUCAAUCACUGUCAGUCAGGGCGGCGGCGGCGGCGGCGGCGGCUUCCCCCCGUCCCUCCUCAUGGCAGCGGCGGGGCCCGCGGCUCCCGCUCGGCUGCAAGCGGCGGUGGCUGGGGGGGGGAAACGCCGCGGGCCCCCCCCUCGGAGACAGCCGGUGGUCGUCAUGGCAACAGCUCGCAGGUGAGAUCCUAAGCUCCUGCUCCUCCACCCCCACCCCCCCCCGGCAGCACCAUGACGUCUCCAGCCCUCAGCCCGGACUCCUCCUCCCACGAAGGCCUCUCCUCGGUUAACUCAGCCCCAGCCUGCUCCCCCACCUCCGACUCGGAGAACCUCAGCCCCGACGAGCUGGAGCUGCUGGCCAAGCUGGAGGAGCAGAACCGGCUGCUGGAGGCUGACUCCAAGUCGAUGCGCUCCAUGAAUGGCUCCAGGAGGAACAGUGGCUCCUCUUUGGUCUCCAGCUCCUCAGCCUCUUCCAACCUCAGCCACCUGGAGGAGGACACUUGGAUCCUCUGGGGCCGCAUCGUCAACGAGUGGGACGAGUGGCGCAAGAAGAAGGAGAAGCUGCUGAAGGAGCUGAUCCGCAAGGGGAUCCCACACCACUUCCGCGCCAUCGUCUGGCAGCUGCUGUGCAGUGCCACGGACAUGCCAGUCAAGAACCAGUACUCAGAGCUGCUCAAGAUGUCCUCUCCCUGUGAGAAGCUCAUCAGGAGGGACAUUGCUCGCACCUACCCCGAGCAUGAGUUCUUCAAGGGCCAGGACAGCCUGGGCCAGGAGGUCCUCUUCAAUGUCAUGAAGGCCUAUUCCCUGGUGGAUCGGGAGGUUGGAUACUGCCAGGGCAGUGCCUUCAUCGUGGGCCUGCUGCUGAUGCAGCAGAUGCCCGAGGAAGAAGCCUUCUGUGUCUUCGUCAGGCUGAUGCAGGAGUAUCGCCUCCGGGAGCUCUUCAAGCCCAGCAUGGCCCAGUUGGGCCUCUGCAUCUACCAGUUCGAGUACAUGCUGCAGGAGCAGCUCCCAGAGCUGAACGUCCACUUCCGCUCCCAGAGCUUCCUCACUUCCAUGUAUGCUUCCUCCUGGUUCCUCACCCUCUUCCUCACCACCUUCCCCCUCCCAGUGGCCACCAGAGUCUUCGACAUCUUCAUGUACGAGGGCCUGGAGAUCGUCUUCCGUGUGGGCAUGGCUCUGCUGCAGGUCAACCAGGCCGAGCUGGUCCAGCUGGACAUGGAGGGCAUGUCCCAGUACUUCCAGAGGGUGAUCCCACACCAGUUCGACAGCUGCCCGGACAAGCUCAUCCUCAAGGCCUUCCAGGUCAAGUACAACCCCAAGAAGAUGAAGAGGCUGGAGAAGGAGUAUGCAGCCCUCAAGAACAAGGAGAUGGAGGAGCAGAUCGAGAUCAAGCGGCUCCGCACUGAGAAUCGCCUCCUGAAGCAGCGCAUUGAGACCCUCGAGAAGGAGAGCGCAGCUCUCGCCGACAGGCUCAUCCAGGGCCAAGUGACUCGGGCGCAGGAGGCGGAGGAGAACUACAUCAUCAAGAGGGAGCUGGCAGUGGUCCGGCAGCGCUGCACCUCUGCCACCGAGAACCUCCAGAGGGCGCAGAGCACCAUCCGCCAGCUGCAGGACCAGCAGGGGAACCCUCGCUUCAGCGAGGAGUUUGUCACCCACCUGGAGACAGAGCUGGAGCAGUCCAGGCUGAGGGAGAGUGAGACCCUGGGAGCCCUCAAGGAGAUGCAGGAUAAGGUCCUCGACAUGGAGAAGCGGAGCUGCCUGCUGCCCGAGGAGGCAAACGUGGUGAGGCUGCAGGAGGAGCUGCAGGCCCUGGCACUGCGUGAGGCUGAGGCUGUCAAGUCCCUGGGGGAGCUGCAGCAGCAGGUCAAGGAGCUCAGCGACAGCUGGCAGGCUGGCCGCGCCGGUGCCCGCUGGAAGGAGUCCCCCGGGCGCAGCAAUGCCAACGCCCUGCAGGAGGCAGUGCUGGGAGCGAGGCUGAGAGAGGCUCAGGCGCAGGCCGAGCUGAGGGCACUGCGCCAGAGAGUCCUGCAGCUGGAGACGCAGGGCCAGAUCCAGCGCACGGUGCUGGGCAGGGCGGAGAGGACCUGCGCGGGGCUGCGGGAGCAGCUGCGGGCGGCGGCGGCGCAGAGCCAGGGGCUGCAGGCGCAGCUCAGCGAGAGCCACCGCAAGCAUGCGGAGGCGCAGUGCAAGAGCAAGGAGGAGGUGAUGGCAGUGAGGCUGCGGGAGGCUGACAGCAUCGCGGCGCUGGCGGAGAUGCGGCAGAGGGUGGCCGAGUUGGAGAUCCAGAGGGAGGAGGGCAGGAUCCAAGGGCAGCUCAACCACUCGGACGCGGCUCAGUACAUUCGGCAGCUGAAGGACCACAUCGAGGAGCUGAAGGCUGAGAUCCGGCUGCUGCGGGGCCCACUGGCGUUCGGGGCCGUGGGGCUGGGCCCUCGCCUCGGGGACGAGGACUCCUUAGGCUCCUCCGACGAGGAGCUGCCACCCUUCAGCCUCAGCCACGGCGACAUCAUCGGCGACCUCGGCGACAUGGGGGACAGCAGCGACAGCGAGCCCGAGGGGGCGCCCACGGCACCCUGAGCCGCGGGCGUGGAGGGGGAGUGGGGGGCAGGGGGAGGGGGAGGGGCAAAGAGAGGCAGUGAGAGCCGAGGGGACCUCCCCCCGGAGGUGGCACCGCUGGGGACAGCAAGGGGACACCCCAAGGAGGGGACCUCCUGUGACCCUUUGGGGACGUUGGGAAUGUGGGGACCCUGCCAGGGGUACCUUAGGGGUACCCAGGGGGCACUGAGGACACGCAGGGGGCAGCCAGAGGGCACUAAGGGACACCCAGGGGACAGUGAGGGACACUAAGGGACACCCAAGGGACAGUGAGGGACACUCAGGGGGCAGCCAGAGGACACUAAGGGACACUGAGGGACACCCAGGGGGCAGCCAGGGGACACUAAGGGACACCCAAGGGACACUGAGGACACCCAAGGGACAGUGAGGGACACUCAGGGGGCAGCCAGAGGACACUAAGGGACAGCCAAGGGACACUAAGGGACACCCAGGGGACACUAAGGGACACCCAGGGGACACCCAAGGGACACUAAGGGACACCCAAGGGACACUGAGGACACUCAGGGGGCAGCCAGAGGACACUAAGGGACACCCAAGGGACACUAAGGGACACCCAAGGGACACUAAGGGACACCCAAGGGACACUGAGGACACUCAGGGGGCAGCCAGAGGACACUAAGGGACACCCAAGGGACAGUGAGGGACACCCAGGGGACAGCCAUGGGCCCUACAGCACCUGAGGCAGCUCUGGAUCCUUGGGCACCACUGGAUCCCUGCAGCACCAGAUCCUGCUCCUGGGGGAUCCCUGAAGGAGUGGAUCCUGUUCAGGGAGGGAUCUUGGCCACCACUGGAUCCCUGCACAACUGGAUCCUGCUCACAGAGGGAUCUUGGCUGCCAUUGGAUCCCUGCACAACUGGAUCCUGCUCACAGAGGGAUCUUGGAUGUCACUGGAUCCCUGAGGGACUGGAUCCUGCUCAUGGAGGGGUCCUGACCACCACUGGGUCCCUGCAAAGCCAAAUCCUGGUCACAGAGGGAUCCCUGCACAGCUUGGAUCCAGCUCCUGGAGGAUCCCUGAAAGACUGGAUCCUGCUCAAGGAGGGAUCCUCAAGGGACUGGGUCCUGCUCACAGAGGGGUCCUGAGGCACUGCUGGAUCCCUGAGCAGCCAGAUCCUGAGCACAGAAGAUCCCUGACAUGGCCAGAACCUGUUCAGAGAUCCUGGGCACUGUUGGAUCCCUGCUGAGAGAGGAUCCCUGGAGGACUGGAUCCUGCUCACAGAGGGAUCCUGAGCACCACUGGAUCCCUGAAGGUCCAGAUCUUAUUCACAGAGGAUCCCCACCCAGCUGGGUCCUGAUCCCAAGGAAUCCCUGAAGGUCCAGACCCUGCUCACAGAGGGAUCCUAAGCACCACUGGAUCCCUGAUGGUCCAGAUCCUGCUCCCAGAGCGAUCCCAGAGCACCACUGGAUCCCUGUGCACAGCUGGAUCCUGCUCCCAAGGAAUCCCUGGAAGUCCAGAUCCUGCUCCCAGAGGGAUCCUGAGCACCACUGCAUCCCUGAUGGUCCAGAUCCUGCUCCCAGAGCGAUCCCAGGGCACCACUGGAUCUCCCUGCACAGCUGGAUCCUGCUCCCAAGGAAUCCCUAAAGGUCCAGAUCCUGCUCCCAGAGGGAUCCUGAGCACCACUGGAUCCCUGAAGGUCCAGAUGCUGCUCCCAGAGCGAUCCCAGGGCACCACUGGAUCCCCAUCCACAGCUGGAUCCUGCUCCCAAGGAAUCCCUGGAAGUCCAGAUGCUGCUCCCAGAGUGAUCCCAGGGCACCACUGGAUCCCCCUGCACAACUGGAUCCUGCUCCCAAGGAAUCCCUGAAGGUCCAGACCCUGCUCCCAGAGGGAUCCUGAGCACCACUGGAUCCCUGAAGGUCCAGAUCCUGCUCCCAGAGUGAUCCCAGCACACCACUGGAUCCCCUUCCACAACUGGAUCCUGCUCCCAGAAGGAUCCAGGGAUGCAAUGAGGACCCCCAAGGCUGGAUCCUGGGACACAGCUGGAUCCCAGGCACGGAGAUCUCCUGGAUCCAUUUGGAUCCUGGGACACUGCUCCCCCCCCACCCCACCCCGGGAUGAAGUGGGGAUCCCCUCCCCCCAUGGACACAACCAGAUCCUGGGAUCCAUUGGGAUUCCAGGCAGCAGCUGGAUCCUCCCCCCCCCCCUCCUCCCAGCACCUGCCUGGAUCCUGGACAUUGUAUGGGGGGGAGGAGGGGGGGGAGGGGAUCCCAAAAUGGACCAAUCAGGAGGGGUUGGAUCCUGUCCCCUCCCCCCCCCCCCCCCCCCCCCCGACAAGAUCCCUCCCGUGGCUGUUUCUGCCUUGUACAGAAAUACAGAUCCUGAUGGAGCCUAAA